AUGCUGCGCUGGAGAUGGAAGCUGCUGUGCAGCUUUCUCUCGGACUACCCGAGCUCAGUAUGCUGGAACGGGGUUGUCGGGGAGCUGGACGUCUUUUCCUCGGUCUCGAGGAGAUCAUCGCUGCAGACUAGUGAGAUGGAUUCACUCACUGUCGCAGAGCUAACAGGGCUGGGGAUCACGCUGGGGAUUGUGCACGUGCUCAGUGGACCGGAUCAUAUCAGUGCCAUGGUCACGUUGUCGGCAGGAGGAAGCUUUCGCGCGUUCUGGAAAGGCGUGCAGUGGGGGUUAGGUCAUUCGGGGGGGCUGCUUCUCAUGUUCGGAGUUUUUCGUAUCUUUGACGAGAAGAUCGACUUUGACCAAGUGGGCCAGUACGCGGACAUUGUGAAAGCUGCUGGCAUGUUAAGGACACCUUUGAUGGUGUUGAUGCAGAUUGUUGGGCUGUUGAUGAUUCUGCUGGGGACUUACGCAGCAGCUCAAAUCUUCAAGAAAAUCCUGAACAGGACUGCAAGCAAUCAUCUUCAGAACAACGAUUAUCCCCCCGAGCAACUUUCCAGCCACAAAAAAGCCGAAAAGCACUCCAUCCUCCGGACGCUCAGAGCCGUCGGAUCAAAGUCCGUCUCCCUGGUUGUCGGCCUCGUGCAUGGGCUGGCAGGUCCCGGCGGGAUCCUCGGGGUUCUCCCUGCUGUUGCGUUGAGAGACAGCUUGAAGUCUGGGUUUUAUCUGGGAUCGUUCUGCAUCGCAAGCAUCUUGAUCAUGGGAAUCUUCUGCGCUUUCUGGGGUGAGAUCACUGCGAGAGUGAGCUCGUCGAACAGGAAGGCUGAGAUUGUUCAUCCCAUGGUUAGAUAUGCAUGUAGCUCGCUGGAGUUUCAGCCCACAGAGCAGGAGCAAGAGCAAGAGCAAGAGCAAGAGCAAGAGAAGUUGUACGAGAAGAAGAGGGUGGAGGAUGAGGUGUAA
Molecule: messenger RNA, 954 nt
Organism: Guillardia theta CCMP2712
Lineage: Eukaryota; Cryptophyceae; Pyrenomonadales; Geminigeraceae
Exons: 11
Coding region: 1-954 (317 amino acids)
Source: RefSeq, a predicted model, not a curated record